AUGUUUAAUAUAAAUAAGAUCAAAUAAAAGUUUCAUAUUGAGGAUUAUUCUGGAUCAGAGUAAGAAGACGACUAAAAGAAAUCAAUCGAAAAUUAAACAUUAUUUCAGACUACUUUAUUUUCAUCUUAAACAUUAAAUUGUAAAUAAUUAAAGAAAAAAUCAUUAGUAAAAUUAACCUCUAGCACUUUUUAACAAAUCAUUAUUAAAAUUUUGAUGAUGUUUUUGGAGAAGAAGAACUGCUUUAAAUGAAAUAAUUGAAUGAAAGUUCAUCCAAAAAAAAGAGGAGAAAACCUUAAUAAAAAUAAACUAUUGAUUCAGAAUAAUCAAAUGUUAAACAAAUUGAAAUACCUAAAGUAAAAGAAUCAGUUUAAAAGAAUUAAACUCAAAAAAAUGCUCAAUUAACUAAAAUUAAAAGUAAUAAAUUUACAUCUGAAGAAAAAUCAAGUGAGAUUUAAAAUAUAAUCCAAAUUUAAUAGAUCUAACUGACAAUACAAAACUGA
Paramecium sonneborni is the source of this 500-nucleotide messenger RNA. The record is from the annotation of a GenBank genome assembly. NCBI's taxonomy places the organism in Eukaryota, Ciliophora, Oligohymenophorea, Peniculida, Parameciidae.